AGGGAAGAAAAAAACAAAGGAACCAAAAAGACACCAACAAAGCACCAAGGAAAGGGAAAGCUUAUUCUCCAAGGCCAAAGGGAUAAAAAGGGUCAUUACACCCACAAAGGCGUGGCAGAAAAUAACCUACCCAAGUGAAAGACAAGUCUUGGCACCCCUCUUUUUGGCUUUUCCAUCUCUUCCCACCACCACCAAGAGCACUCAAAAGUCCUAUGUGAACAUAUCAUCAUCUGCAACAAGCAGGGUUUCCAAGAGGAGCUUCUCCUUCAUCAGCAACACCAAUUGAUGAUGCAUCACCAGCAGCAGCAGCAGAAUAAUGAUUUAUUUAGGGAGGGAUUGAUUUACCCUGAAGUCUCGCCGAUCUUACCAUGGUCCCUUCCUCCGGUUCACACCUUCAAUCCUCCCCACUUCUCUGGAACCCCGGUCCGAGACCACGACCCUUUUCUUGUCCCUCCUCCGCCGCCAACAUAUGGGGGUUUUUUCAACAGGAGAGGUCCCGGCCUACACUUUGCUUAUGACGGUUCAUCAACCGAUCAUCUGAGAAUACUAUCUGAAACUCUGGGACCGGUUGUUCAACCCGGUUCAGCUCCCUUCGGACUUCAAGCUGAGUUGGGUAAGAUGACUGCUCAAGAAAUCAUGGAUGCCAAAGCCCUUGCUGCCUCCAAAAGUCACAGUGAAGCUGAAAGGAGAAGAAGAGAGAGAAUCAACAACCACCUCGCUAAGCUCCGCAGCUUACUCCCUAGCACCACCAAAACGGACAAGGCUUCACUACUGGCAGAAGUGAUACAACAUGUUAAGGAGCUGAAACGCCAAACUUCGUUGAUAGCAGAAACGAGUCCUGUCCCUACGGAGAUGGACGAGCUUACAGUUGAUGCAGCAGACGAGGAUGGUAAAUUUGUGAUCAAAGCUUCCCUUUGCUGUGAAGACAGGUCUGAUCUCUUGCCAGACCUGAUCAAAACCCUUAAAGCCUUACGUCUGAAAACCUUGAAAGCUGAGAUAACGACACUAGGCGGCCGUGUAAAGAACGUUCUUUUUAUCACCGGAGAAGAAGAUUCAGGUAACAACGGUGACCCACAACAGUAUUCCAUAAGCUCAAUACAAGAAGCAUUGAAAGCAGUGAUGGAGAAGACUUCUGGUGAUGAGUCUUCUUCAGGAAAUGUUAAGAGACAAAGAACCAACAAUAUCAGUAUUCUUGAACACAGGUCCCUUUAAUUAUUCUAAGUUUCAUUUUAUUUUUAUUUUCUGGGUGGUUUUUUGUUUUUUCUGGGUGUGAGGUUUGUGUAUUUAGUACCAGCACUGGUGGAUCGUAUAGGUAAUGAUGGUGUGUUUUUAUGUACUAAUGUGAGUCCAAAAGAACAGGAAAUUAGGAAGGAAAGAGAGAGCAUGGGAUGGGGUUUUGGUUUGGUUUGGUUUGGUUUGUUAGCAAUGCAAGGAAAAAAAGAGUGAAGGAUCUUUUUCGUGGGAAGAGAAACCUUAGAUUGGAUCCUAACAGAGAAAAUGUGGAUAUCGAUUGCACUCAGUGUUUUGGACAAAACCAUGAACUUUCUGCGAUCUUAAUUUGUUUGUUUUCUGUUACGUACACCUGUGUGCUCGGUGGAAUUUAUGAACAUGAUGAGAACGGUGACGAUGUUGUUCUCGUCAUUUAUAUUGAGUCCCCACUCAUCACUCCCCAUCGUGAGAAUGAUACCAAAAUCUCUGCACUGUCUUUCUGCUCGCAUUAUUUCAGGUUUUCAGUUAUGGGUUUUUAACAAUGUGGAAGACAAAAGGGGGAGAGAGGGAAAAGAUCAAAAACCCUAAUGAGGGUAGCAUGUUCCUUGCA
Rubroshorea leprosula is the source of this 1819-nucleotide messenger RNA. The record is from the annotation of a GenBank genome assembly. Lineage: Eukaryota; Viridiplantae; Streptophyta; Magnoliopsida; Malvales; Dipterocarpaceae.